Vitis riparia (riverbank grape) is the source of this 474-nucleotide messenger RNA. RefSeq lists its product as uncharacterized. The transcript is spliced from 2 exons. NCBI's taxonomy places the organism in Eukaryota, Viridiplantae, Streptophyta, Magnoliopsida, Vitales, Vitaceae. Bases 85 to 399 code for a protein of 104 amino acids. The record is from RefSeq and is a predicted model, not a curated record.
UGUUCUAAGUCUAGCUUCAAAACUCCCACGUCCAUCUCCAAACAAAUAAUCAAAAUUUAGCUGUGGAAUCGAUCGAGAGGUUUAAUGGAUUCCGAGGAUUGCAGUACCAAACAUCCAGUGUCUGUACUCCAAGGUGACAAGUUCUUCUUUAACAGAAUCAUCUCAAGAGAGUCAUCAUCAGUGGGCUGCUCGUCUCGCAUUUACUAUCGAAGCGCAGAAGGUGUUCCUUUUAAGUGGGAAAUGCAGCCUGGGAAAUCUAAAAAUCCGCCGGGGAAGGAGGUUGUUCCGCCGAUUAGGGCACCGCCGAUUAGGGCACCGCCGGCGGUGUUGAGCUUGGGGCUGCCUAAGCCAUGCAUAGACCAACACAAGAUAUGGAAGCUCAAAAGGAAGACAGUGUGACCAGUGUGGAGGACAGCACCAACGUGAAAUCCGAGCUCCGAAAGAGAGGAAGGCCGAGGAAGGACACAAAGGAGC